AUGGAUGUUGAUUCCGAAGAAGAUACAUUAGAUAACUCUCAACCAUUACCCGAAAUUGACCUUUAUCUUCAUCUAUUGGUAAUGAUUUACUUGUUGGAUAAACAAGAUUAUGAACAGGGUAUCCGAUUGUCUUGCGAAACUAUUAAUAAAAUCCAAAUUUUAAAUCGUCGUACAUUGGAUCAAUUGUCCGCUCGCAUAUAUUUUUAUUAUGCACGUUUUUACGAACUUACUGGAAAUUUGGCUGAGAUUCGACCCGUUUUAUUGGCUGCACAACGAACAGCAACAUUACGUCAUGAUGAUGAUUCUCAGGCUACGUUGCUCAACCUGCUGUUGAGAAAUUAUUUUCAUUAUAAUCUUUUUGACCAAGCUGAUAAGCUUGUCAGUAAAGCAACGUUUCCCGAAUCUGCAGGAAAUAACCAACAGGCUCGUUACAUGUAUUAUUUGGGCCGCAUUAAGGCAAUUCAGCUCGAUUAUACGGCUUCACAUACUCAUUUGAACCAAGCUAUUCGCAAAGCACCUCAGAAUACGGUUACAGCUGGGUUUCAACAGGCUGUCUAUAAAUUGUCUAUUAUUGUUCACCUUCUCAUGGGUGAGAUUCCCGAGAGAUCCAUAUUUAGACAGCCGGUUCUAAAAAAACCAUUAGUUCCUUAUUUACACAUUGUUCAAGCUGUACGUAUUGGUGAUUUAUCGAAUUUCCAAGAAGAGAUAGCUAAAUAUGGGGAUGUCUUUCGUAAAGAUAAGAAUUUUACUUUGAUAUUAAGACUCCGACAUAAUGUAAUUAAAACAGGUAUUAGGAUGAUAAGUUUAUCCUAUUCCCGUAUAUCUUUACGUGAUAUUUGUUUAAAGUUACAUCUUGAUAGUGAAAAGGAUGCCGAAUAUAUUGUCUCUAAGGCUAUUCGAGACGGUGUUAUUGACGCAAUUAUAGAUCAUGAGAAAGGAUUCAUGAAAUCCAAGGAAAAUGUUGAUCUUUAUUCAACCAAUGAACCCCAAAAUGCGUUUAAUGCUCGUAUUACAUUUUGUUUAAAUCUUCAUAAUGAAUCAGUAAAAGCCAUGAGGUUUCCACUUAAUGCCCAUCGUAAAGAAUUAGCUUCUGCUGAAGCACUUCAAUUCUAG
Molecule: messenger RNA, 1113 nt
Organism: Funneliformis caledonium
Lineage: Eukaryota; Fungi; Glomeromycota; Glomeromycetes; Glomerales; Glomeraceae
Source: the annotation of a GenBank genome assembly